Gloeophyllum trabeum ATCC 11539 is the source of this 1965-nucleotide messenger RNA. RefSeq lists its product as uncharacterized. Gene Ontology annotation, cellular component: Rpd3L complex; Rpd3L-Expanded complex. The transcript is spliced from 6 exons. The coding region runs from base 1 to 1965 and encodes 654 amino acids. Lineage: Eukaryota; Fungi; Basidiomycota; Agaricomycetes; Gloeophyllales; Gloeophyllaceae. Gene Ontology annotation, biological process: negative regulation of rDNA heterochromatin formation; negative regulation of silent mating-type cassette heterochromatin formation. The record is from RefSeq and is a predicted model, not a curated record.
AUGGCCCAGGCUGCUACGAUGGGCCCGCCGCUCUCCCCGCUCGCCAGGGAGCCUCGCAGGUCGGGCAGGCGGCCUGCGCCCUUGUUCAAUGCUAUCGCCAGCCCGACGUCCCACUCCCCCGACCCGCAACCUCUGUCGCCGACGGUCCCCAGAAUCAAGGAGCCCCUCCAGCGCUCCACGUCCAACGGCUCCAAUCGCAACAAGCGGGCCAAGCAGGAGGAUCUUGACGACGCCCUCGAGGACCACCCGCUCAAGAACGGCACCAACGGCGCCACCACCAACAGCCGCGCGAAGAGAAAGGGCAAAGAGAAGGAGCCCGAGAAGGACAGGGCUGCCGUCGUGGAUAUCAACAUCGAUGAGGCGAAGAACGGUGCCGCCGACGAGGACGCGCCCAUGGACGGCCCCGACGACGAGCAGAGCGUUACCCGGUGCAUCUGUGGCGACGAAGAUCCCGAGCAAGCAGGCGAGUUCAUGGUGCAGUGCGAGACGUGCAAUGUCUGGCAGCACGGGCUCUGCAUGGGCUACGAGAAGGUCGAGGACCUGCCGUUCGUUGAUUACCACUGCGAGCGGUGCAGGCCUGAAAGACACGAGUCCCUGCUCAAGAGACUGAGCAAGAAGAUGCGCCACGCUUCCAACACAUCCCAUCACAACUCUACCUCCGCCAAUAACUCGCGCUCUUCUCGGUCUCAUUCGCCAUCUCACCUCCUGCACAAACCAGCCAAGAGGCGCAACACGAUGAACAGCAGGGAUGCCGCGUACGACGAAAGCCUGCAGGAAGUCAUCGAGCAGUCGGCUGCGGAGGCUGCUGCUGCAGAAGCUGCCGCACAUGCUGGUGGCCCCUCCUCCUCCGCUGUGGACAGUAGAGCAGCUGGAACUAUGAACGUUGAAGGUGAUGAGGAGGGUGAUCCAGCCAUAGGCGGAGCAAAGAAACGGAAACGGACCGAGGAUGACACGGCGUUAAUCAAACGGCAGCGCUCCCCGUCCAGCAUGUCCGACCGCCCCGCUUUGGCGACCACAACACGCGAAGAGACUCCAUUGAAUCCUGCCAGUGCAGCGCGGCAAAACUCCGGAACAACAGCUGCUCCCAAGAGUGCAGCGGCACGGAACAAGCGAGGCGGGCGCAAGAAUGGGCAAGCCGCCGACUUACCUCCUACCCCGGGUGAUGAAGAACCCGCCACCACGGCACCCAAGCGUCAAGCAAACAACAGAACUAAAACAUUCGCCUCCGCCGAUCACAGACGGAACAAUACAAGCGGUGUAGGUGCCGGGACCCACUCGAAUACACGAGGGCACGCAUCCACGUCCGCCGCGGCAGCGAGGGCGUACCACCAGUCGCAUGAAUACGCCGUUUCACAACAACCUCUGUAUACAUCCUGGAACCUGCCCGACUGGCUUUCACACCUGGAGCCGAUGCUGCCCUCAAAAGAGCCGACACCGCUGAGGGUUACAAGUUCGGGUGCUCAUGGACUUCAUAAUCUCAAUUUGAGCGCCUGCGCCGAUGUGGAUGGCAGGGAUUCUGUCGCUCCCGAGGGCGUGACAAUUGAGCGAGGCGUCAAGGUCCGAUGGCCGACGAAGAGGAUGAGUGUCGGAGAUAUGAACAAGAGAGUCAGAGCACUCGUGGAGUGGGUCGGCCGGGAGCAAGUCAGCGCUUCGGAGAGGAUGAGACGGAGGCAGGCCCUGGAAAAGGCCUUGAGGGAGGUCCAGGAGCACGUUGCUAUUUCUGAACCUGCUGCAAGAGAAGACAGGAUGCUGAUGGAUGACGAGAGACCCAUGACGGAGUCCCCUGUCCAGGAAAAGUCGGAAUUCGCGGCAGUCAGGGUGGAACACCUGGAACCGCGAUAUUCUACCCAAGCUACGAUGAAGAUGAUGGAGGAGCUGAUGGAGGAGUUGAUCAGUUUCCAGGAGCGAUUCGGACCCGGAGCCAAGACGAAAGAACGGGAACGGAGAGCUGCUGCAGUUUCGUGA